Messenger RNA from Octopus bimaculoides (California two-spot octopus), 2196 nucleotides. RefSeq names its product F-box/LRR-repeat protein 18. Gene Ontology annotation, biological process: SCF-dependent proteasomal ubiquitin-dependent protein catabolic process. Gene Ontology annotation, molecular function: protein binding. Lineage: Eukaryota; Metazoa; Mollusca; Cephalopoda; Octopoda; Octopodidae. The record is from RefSeq and is a predicted model, not a curated record. Gene Ontology annotation, cellular component: SCF ubiquitin ligase complex.
AAGAAGGCGGAGUGGGGGUGGUGACGAGAUGGUAAGAGUUGCGUUGCGUUUGUAACGAGUGGAACUCUUCAGCAUAAGAAGCAGAAUAAGUGUGUUGAGUGUGUGUUAAGAAGAUGGCUGCGCCCAGUCUGAACCUGCUUCAAUUGCCUGAUGCUAUUUUACUUCGGAUUUUCACUUAUUUACCAAUCCCCGAUGUCUACCAACUGUCCAAGAGCAGCCCCAAAUUGCACUGUCUCUGCUAUGAUCAGUAUGUGGUGAGUUCUCUUCAUCUCAGCUGUUUCCAUGAAAUGUCCAAAGACAUCUACAAAGAGAUCAUAAGCAAUUCCUGUCGCCACAUCUGUAAGCUGAACUUGAACCACUGUUACUGGCUUCCGGCUCAAGUUGUUACCGAAAUGGUGCUCAAGUGCCAGAAAGUCACCGACCUGCACCUGAUCGAAUGCAAACUCCGAUCUCAUCAACUCGUUCAGAUUCUUGCAAAGAACCAACUGAUCCGGGUAUUUUCCUGCUCAAUCGCCAGCAUCACAGACAUAACGGAACAAGUUAUGCGGAACAAGGCGGCACAGAAUACACUCUGGCUAGAGAGUUUACGCGUUCUGGGCACGCCACAUAGGGGAUUACCAAAAGACAUGCUCAGUCCGCUCAUUUUGAAUGUAAAUAACUUCCAGAGAAUCAAAGAACUUGCAAUAAACGAUGCCGCCGAUCCGGCCGCUCGGAUUUUCUUCUUCGGAACUUUAUUGGAAUUAUGUAAAGUAGACCUUCAUCUGAAGACUCUGUUGAAGCCGAUGGCAAACCUGACAACCAAGCCAUAUUUUGCAAAUAUUUUCAAAAACAUGUCAGAGAUGGAGAACUUGGAUUUGUCUCGGUCUAACAUCGAGGUUCCAAUGGAUAUGAUUAAAUGGGAAGAAGCAGUCAAUUUGCGACAUUUGAACUUAUUAGAGAACAUCAAAAUCAAUAGUGAACAGUUGUCCACGUUAGCUGGUUUGUGUCCACACAUUGUUAGCCUCAAUCUUCAAUACUGCAUCUCAUCUUUCCAAGCAGGCAAAAAUAAUUAUCCAUUACAAGAAGAUUUGAAAGGUUUACAAGCAUUAAUCUCUUCCUGUCGGCAUUUGACACACUUAAAUUUGAGCGGCAUCCACUCCCAUUAUCUUCUUUCUCUUUGCUUAGGUUUGAAGUCCCUGGCCCUUUCAUCCUGUGCUGUUGUCCAUAAACAUUCUGAUACCAGAGAACAUACGUUCAAUAUCAAAUUAGAUGAAGUACCGGCCAAGAAACGCCGCAUGUCUUGGAUGGAAGCAAAUAGUCCCUUCUCAGAGCUUUCCUCUGAUGUGAACCUCUACUCUACCGAUUCUCUGUCAUCUGGGGCAACAACCAACUCCAGCUGCCAAGAUUUGGAAACUUUGGUUAAAGGAUGCCCCAACAUGGAACAUUUUGAACUCAUCACACCCAACUUCUAUUCAGUUUUCCAUAAAGUUCUUGGAAUGUGUACGAGGGAACAGAAUUUUUAUGCUUGUGAACCCUCCCGCCAGUUACACGAAAGUCAGUUAACGUGGAUUGGUCACUGGAAAAAUCUUCGUUAUCUUCAAUUAACUGGAAUUCCAGAAAUUCGUCUUGGAACCAGCCUGGUCUCUAUUUGUAAACACUGCAUCCACUUAGAAAGACUUCAUCUGGCUCAGCUAGGUUUACCUGGUCACAUUACAUACCAUUCUAACCUAUGUAAAGCAUUAACCCAUUGCAAACAGCUGAAAGAUUUCAGAAUAGAACAACCCAACAUGAAACUCAAUGAAACCUUUUUCCGUUCCUUGUGGAGUUGUCCUGAACUGGAGAGAGUGUGUGUGGCCAGUAACAGGAGUACCUACGAUUCCGUCUUGAUCGACCAGUUACUGUCUAUGGCUUCCAAGAUGAUUGUGCUCAUGCUGUUUUCCGGAAUGUCUCAAGAAAACUGCAAACAUUUGCAAAGUUAUUUAACAAAGAAAUACAAACCAAGCCGUCCUGCCUUGUGGAUUAACCUUUUCCCUUUACAACACAUUGAUCUUAAAGACGAGUUGAAUUCUAUACCAACCAAACAUUAUGAGGAACUGAUGUUACUCAGAUCUCGAGUUAGUGUCAAGCCAGUUGACUGGUGAAGCCAUUUUAACAGAAACCAUAAUCAUCAUCAUCUUCAUUACUAUGAUUAUUAAUAAUAAUAUUAUUAUUAUUAUU